Nestor notabilis (Kea) is the source of this 2291-nucleotide messenger RNA. RefSeq names its product fibrillin-2-like. The annotation marks the transcript as partial. The transcript has 15 exons. Gene Ontology annotation, molecular function: calcium ion binding. The record is from RefSeq and is a predicted model, not a curated record. Lineage: Eukaryota; Metazoa; Chordata; Aves; Psittaciformes; Psittacidae.
UUGCCUUCCAGGAGCUGUGUCCGUAUGGCCAUGGAGCCAUCCCAGGCCCAGGUGACACCAGAGAAGAUGUUAAUGAGUGCUCAGAGAACCUGGGUGUCUGCAUAAAUGGGGCCUGCAUUAACACCGAUGGGUCCUUCCGCUGUGAGUGCCCCUUUGGGUACAACCUGGACUACACAGGAGUCAACUGUGUGGAUACCGAUGAGUGCUCCAUUGGCAAUCCCUGCGGGAAUGGCACCUGCACCAACGUGGUGGGAGGCUUCGAGUGUGCCUGUGACGAGGGCUUUGAGCCAGGUCCCAUGAUGACAUGUGAAGAUAUCAAUGAGUGCUCACUGAACCCCCUGCUUUGUGCCUUCCGCUGCAUCAACACGUUUGGCUCCUAUGAGUGCACGUGCCCAUCUGGAUACGCCCUGCGAGAAGACAGAAGAAUGUGCAGAGAUCUGGAUGAGUGUGCAGAGGGACUGCACGACUGCGAGUCCAGAGGGAUGCUGUGCAAGAACCUCAUCGGCACCUUCAUGUGCAUCUGCCCACCAGGAAUGCAGCGCAGGCCAGAUGGAGAGGGCUGCACAGAUGAGAAUGAGUGUCGCACCAAGCCUGGGAUCUGCCCCAAUGGCCGCUGCAUCAACACGGUGGGAAGUUACCGCUGUGACUGCAAUGAAGGUUUUGAAGUCAGCCCCUCUGGCACAGAGUGUAUUGACACCCGCCAAGGAUUCUGCUUCACUGAAGUACUGCAAACCAUGUGCCAGAUGUCCUCCACCAACCGCAACCUGGUCACCAAAUCUGAGUGCUGCUGCAACAGUGGGCGCAGCUGGGGCCCCCAGUGUGAGCUCUGCCCCCUUCCUGGAACUGCCCAGUACAAGAAGAUGUGUCCUCAUGGGCCAGGGUACUCCACUGAUGGCAGAGACAUCGAUGAGUGCAAGGUGCUGCCCAACCUCUGGAGCCUGUUGGUAGACUGGUCCAAGGGGUGGUGGGGACAGAGUCCAGCAACACAACCUGUGGAUGCUGAUGUGUCUUGUCUCUCGAGUCUAGAUUUGGAUGAGUGCAACCAGUCCCCUAAGCCAUGCAACUUCAUUUGCAAGAACACAGAAGGCAGCUACCAGUGCUCCUGCCCCCGAGGGUACAUUCUGCAAGAAGACGGGAAAAUCUGCAAAGACCUGGAUGAAUGUUCCACCAAGCAGCAUAACUGCCAGUUCCUCUGCGUGAACAUUAUUGGAGGAUUCAACUGCAAAUGCCCCCCGGGCUUCACUCAGCACCACUCAUCCUGCAUCGACAAUAACGAGUGCACAGCUCAGCCCUCUCUGUGUGGAGCCAAGGGCCAGUGUCUGAACACACCAGGCAGCUACAACUGUGAGUGCCAGAAAGGAUUCUCCCUGGACAGCUCUGGAGUCAACUGCGAAGAUGUGGACGAGUGUGAUGGAAACCACCGGUGCCAGCAUGGGUGCCAGAACGUGCUUGGAGGCUACCGCUGCGGCUGUCCACAGGGCUACGUGCAGCACUACCAGUGGAACCAGUGUGUAGAUGAAAACGAGUGUUCCAGCCCCACUGCCUGUGGCUCUGCCUCCUGCUACAACACUCUGGGAAGCUUCAAGUGUGUCUGUCCAUCUGGCUUUGAUUUUGACCAAGCCUUUGGUGGGUGCCAGGAUGUGGAUGAAUGCUCAGCAGGCGGCAGCCCCUGCAGUUACGGCUGCUCCAACACAGAUGGAGGUUACCUCUGUGGAUGUCCUGGAGGCUACUUCCGAGCAGGACAAGGACACUGCAUUUCUGGCUUGGGUUUUGGGAAAGGUUCCUACCUUCCUGCCCCCCAAGAAGAGGAUGAAGACAACCUGCUCUCCCCUGAAACCUGCUAUGAGUGCAAGAUAAAUGGCUACCCCAAGAGGGGUCGGCAGCGACGCAGUGUCAAUGGCACUGAGAAGCACCAGGAUCACACUGUGAACUUGGCCAGCAUGGAUGUGGAUGCUCCUCUCUCCAUGAUGCUGAACCUCUCUGACCUGGCUCACAAGGAGCACAUCCUGGAGCUCCUGCCAGCUGUGGAGCCGCUGGAGAACCGCGUGCGGUACCUGAUCUCCCAUGGGAAUGAGGAUGGCUACUUCCGCAUCCACCAAAAAGAGGGGCUCAGCUUCCUGCACCUUGGCCGCAAGAAGAUCCUUCCGGGCACCUACCUGCUGGAGAUCGUGAGCGUGCCCCUGUACCGCAAGAGGGAACUGCAGAAACUAGAGGCCAAGAACCACCUCAACUACUUAGCAGGGGAGCUGGGCCAAGCACUGAGGAUGAAGCUUCAGCUCCAGCUCUACUAA